GGUGCCCUGCCAUCCGAAUGGAUGCUCGCUGGGGGGGCGCCAGAUGCCGCCGUGCCGGCGGACCCGGUCGCGGCGCCCGACGCGGGGCUGCGGUCGGAGCCGGCGCCAGCACCGCAGGCGGCGGGCGCGCCCAAACCCCCGUCGUGGGAGAUGCCGGAGCGGCGCCCGCACACGCUGGAGGUGGAGCUGGACGAAUUGGAGCUGCUGCCUGCCGCUCCCAACCUCGCGCCCUCGUGGUACGAGGGCCUUCGGUACUACGUCUCCUUGCACCCGACCUCCGAGCAGUACGAGGACGUCCCCGCGCCGCGCGAGGCGCCUCGCGCCACGGCGGACGGCAGCCACCUCGUCUCGCAGAUGCAGCCGCCCAGGAGUCCCGAGGUGCAGGUCGAGGGCCCGGCCGCGGGCGCGUGCCCCGUGGUGCGCUUUGGCGAGAGCCUCGUGCUGCGCCUGGAGCAGUUCGAGAGCGGACUGGUCGCCUACGUCUGGGCCCGGAAGGCGUCAGUGCUGGGCGAGACGUUCACGCUCGUCGGGCGCGCCACGGCUCCCCUGCAUAGGUUCGACCUCCAGCGCCGCCCGGCGGCCUGGCAGGUGCUCAGCCCCGUCGGCGGCUCGCCCGUGGCCCUGCUGAGGCUAAAGUACGCCAUCUGCACCACGCCGGGCGCCGUCGGCCGGCCCGCAGUGGCCGACGCCCAGCAGACGGAGCUGCGGAUCCGGUGGGCCGCGCCGGAGAAGGACCACGGGGCCCCCGUGGUGGGCUACAGGCUGGCCAUCGCCAUGCCCAGGGCCGGUCCGAACGAGGCCCCGGAGUGGCUGACACUCUGCGAGUGCACCAAGUCCCUGAAGCCAGUGUAUGUCAUCACAAACUUGACGGGCAACACGACUUACGCCGUCAGCAUCCAGGCGGUCAACAAAGUCGGAGCCGGCGAUCCCUGCGAGUUCCAGGUGUCCACCGCGCCCGUGCCGCCAGGCCCACCGGGCAGGCCGCGGAUCGAGGAGGUGCGCGACGGCUGCUUCAGUGUGGCCUGGCGCCCCGCCCAGUGCGACGGCGGGUGCCCGAUCAUAGCCUACAAGGUCCGGAUGCGCAAGAUCCUGGGAGCGACGAGGUGGAACCCAUUCGGGCCUGGUGAGUCGCAGGCUUCCUGGUCGGACAUGGGCACGGUGGCGACAGGGCAUCCUAACAAGAGGGGCGACCAGGUGGUCUCCACUUGGAUUGGCCCACUGGAGCCAUGCGCCUGCGAGUACCGCUUCCAGGUCGUGGCGCUCAGCCGCGCCGGGGAGGGCGUGGGGUCCGAGCUCAGCGAGCCCCAGUACACGUGA
Prorocentrum cordatum is the source of this 1317-nucleotide messenger RNA. The record is from the annotation of a GenBank genome assembly. NCBI's taxonomy places the organism in Eukaryota, Dinophyceae, Prorocentrales, Prorocentraceae.